Molecule: messenger RNA, 3896 nt
Organism: Uranotaenia lowii
Lineage: Eukaryota; Metazoa; Arthropoda; Insecta; Diptera; Culicidae
Gene: unk
Product: RING finger protein unkempt
Exons: 9
Coding region: 65-2353 (762 amino acids)
Molecular function (GO): metal ion binding
Source: RefSeq, a predicted model, not a curated record
AUUCUUGCAUCGCACAGCCGGCGACACCGAGCGACGCUAUCACCUGCGUUACUACAAAACGUGCAUGUGUGUCCACGAUACCGAUGCCCGCGGUUUUUGCGUUAAAAAUGGAACACACUGCGCAUUCGCUCACGGAAUACAUGAUCAGCGUCCGCCGGUUUACGACAUCAAGGAGCUGGAAGCGAUGCAGGCAGCGGAAGCCAGCGGCGAGUGUCUGAACGGCCCGAAUGUGCUCGAUAAGGAACGCAACCUUAUGAACGAGGAUCCCAAGUGGCAGGACACCAACUUUGUGCUGGCCAACUACAAAACGGAACCGUGCAAAAGACCGCCUCGUCUGUGCCGGCAGGGCUAUGCCUGUCCGCAGUAUCACAACAGCAAGGACAAGCGGCGCAGCCCACGGAAAUACAAAUAUCGAUCAACACCGUGCCCGAAUGUGAAACAUGGUGAAGAAUGGGGUGAACCGGCCAAUUGUGAAGCUGGAGACAAUUGCCAGUACUGUCACACGCGCACCGAGCAACAGUUUCAUCCGGAAAUUUACAAAUCGACCAAGUGCAAUGACGUUCAGCAGGCCGGUUACUGCCCACGGUCGGUCUUCUGCGCUUUCGCUCACGUUGAACCAUAUGUGGUAACCGAGGAAAUCAACAGCCGAGACUUGGACAGCCAGGCCCUUGCCCUGAGCGAUAUGAUCUCGUCAGUAUUACCACCGGAUAGUGGCGGGGGAGGGGGAGGACUUGGUGUGCCGCUUAGCAAAAAGGACAAACACGAGCUAGCGGUGAGUGUACUAAGCUAUCUGGAUGCAGGACGGCAGGAUAAUCUUCCAUUUGAACUUGAACCGCAGAAUUUUCACUCGUUCUUCCAGCUGCUGCAGAACGGUAGCGCCGAAAGUAGCGAAUCGGCCAGCACCAGCAGUAUCGGCUCUAAUCAUAGUUCCCACAACAAAGCACCUGGCUCACAGCUGCAACAAAAGCACAGUAACAGUCUACUCGGGGCGGCAUCGGUCGCCAACUGCAAUGGUAGCGCUCACCCGCAAUCCAACAACACUCUCGGUAGCUUACAAUCGACGCUGUUCAACAACGGCGGCACCACCGCUGCUAGCUCACUACUGUCUAACAACUUUUCGGAGUUCACGCCGGAGCUGCGGGCACAGCUUAUGGCAAUUGACAAUGAUCUCUCGCUGGGACCGCUGGAGAAAGAGCAACGGAAGCGCAUGUGUUUGACAUUCAACCUUAGAAAUAUAGCGUCUUCACUGGACGGUGUCUAUGACCUAGCGCGGCGCGAUACUAUUCAUGGACUAGACAAUUCAAUUUCAGCUGGAAUUGCCUCUUCCGGUUUGUUAGCGAGUAGUUCAGCUCCGGUCAAUAUUCCCGGUUCGCCCAUGGGAAACUCGAUUUCCGGUCUCCUCCAAGGCACAUCAGCUCCGGUCAACAUUCCUGGCAGCUCACUGAGCAAUAACUUUAGCCCGUCGUCCCAUUCGAACCUGUUUGGCAUGAACGAUGCCAUGUUUGGUGGCAGCGCAGCACAUCACAUCGGCAGCAGCUCGGCCCCCAAGAUGGCUAACUCCUUCGGCCACAACAACACCGAUAGUCUUUUCUUUCAAUCGCACAUUAUUUCUCCCGUGCUGACCGGGGGCGAUGGUGGUCUUUCCGCUAGUCCGGAGCUUAGCCGAAUAUCAGAAUUGAACUCUCUCAACAAUGAACUUAGCAACAACAACACAAAUCUCCUGUUCGAUAACCACAUACAACAGGCAGUGGCCCAGCAGCAGCAUCAGCAACAGCAGCAGCAUCAGCAGCAACAGCAGCACGCGGCCAUCGUGGCCGCGGCCAAGAAUUCCAAUUCGAACCACCCGUACUCGAUGUCGCCGCUGGUGGGAUCCGAGUUCGGCCGAUUGCGGGACGAGCUGGCCAACAAGAAUGCACAAAUGAUCAACUGGGAGGAGCAGGUCAUACAGGCAACCAAUGCAUGCGAGGCAUGGAAGGCACAAAUGGAGGAGAGCAAUCGCAAGACCGUCAUUGCGGAGCAGCAGCGUGAUGAAGCCCUAUCGCACGUGAAAGCCCUCAACGAAAAGCUCGAACAGCUUAGUAUUAGCGGAAGCAGUGCUGCCAACUACCGUGCCAGCGAGCUCCGCGGUAUGCCCUUGCAAAAGUUGAAAAACAUUCAGACCAAGUUACGCGCUCAAAUCGAAGAGGUGGAAAAGGUUCUGUAUCUCGAGACCGCAACCAAGUGUAUGAAGUGCGAGGAGAACAACCGCUCGGUAACAUUGGUACCCUGCAACCACUACGUUCUGUGUGAUUCCUGUGCGGCGACGCAGCGCGAGUGUCCCUACUGUCAGACCCCGGUUACAUCGCAGGCGUAAGAUGUACACGCAUUGGGCGAGAGGGGCACACCUCCUCCUCCCCCUUCUUUAGUGUAUUGUCGAUAGAUACAAAUUUCACAACUUAUAAUAACCUCUUAUAUGGAAAGCAAAACAAACAACCAUUUAAACGUGCAUCUAAAAACCCAUCGUAGCAAAUCAUCGAUAACAAUCAAACUCUAGGAGCAACUAAUAAAAUUAUAGCGAGCCAAUCAGCAGCCCUGGUCCUGGUCGAUCAGCAACAGUCGCUGGAGAGAAGAGCAAUUGCACUAAUUGCACACAAACGACGACGUGGGAGUUUUCCUGAAUCCCGAACGGGAAGUAGCGGCUGCUACUUCAACAUAUGGAAUAUUUUUACUUUCAGCAGGCAGAGCAGAGAUAGAGAGUUUAGUUUGAUGACAUAAGUGAUAUUUUUGAGAACGAAACGAAAGCAAACAUCUUACAGAAAGAUGUGCUUGCUUGAGCAUAAAUGUGAAAGACGGAAGUGGACAGAAAAAUUCACUAUAAACAAACCAAUCAAUAUUUGACAAACAAAACAACACACAUACCCACUAAUAAUAUUCAAAGAAAGAUACUAUAAUUAGCAGACAGAUAAAAGUUUCGUGCAUGUGAUGUGAGAGUAGGACGCGAUGCAAACUGAAAAGUUUUGGUAGUUUAUUUGUUUGCUUUAUUUUAUUAAUUUAAAGAAAUGAAUCAUCGUAUAGUACAAACUCAAUUGAGUUCUUCUUUAGUUUGAGUGAAAAUUUUCAAACUAAGACAGAAGGUGGAGCACGGAAAGUAUAAUAGGAUGAAGAAAGUCGCAAUACUUUAUAGGCAGCAGAUUGAAUUCGGCCCCAGGGUUUCAAAGAGUAUAUAGUUUUUUCUUCUAAUCUUUCGAUAAGGAAAGGAAACUCCAUGUUCGUAGGAUAUUAUUGCUAAUGAAAAUUAAAACAUUAUUCAUUUUUACGUAGGAACCAAUCUGUUUUUGUUUUUUUUCUUUUUGUACAACGCGGAAUUUAGCUCCGCAGCAAACGUAAUGCAUUUUUCUUUAUAACUUGGACUUAAAAUUACAUACGCAAAUAGCAUAGAUUAAAAACCCUUACUGGAAGCAAAUUAGAACAACGCUAGAAAGAAAACCUAUCAAAGUAUAUAUUAUAUGGAACGAAGGAACUUGAGAGUGAGAGACGAACUAUAUUUUUGAACAUUUGAAUAUAUUUAUAAUUUAUUUUUGCGAUCUAAUUUAAUCCCACGAAGAAAAGAAAAAAGCUAGAAUAACACAAUUUGUUUUUGUUUAUCUACCCUUUUAGUUAUUAAUCUAUUUUUUUUCGCUGUACUAGCCGAAAGGAUUUAAACAAAAGUGUAGUGUGUAGCUAGUACGUCCGGUAGGCAUUCGGGAGAAGAAUCUUUCAGUAGAUUGAAACAGAUAUGUACGGAGGACGGACGAAUACAAAUGUUAGAAACAAUUUUCAUAUUCCUUAUUAUUAUAUCUUAACGAAUAAAAAAGUAAAUUAAAAAUCUAAAUCUAUUGCUAAAAUAUAUGGCUGGAAUUUUCCCGUGAAGCAAACAA